GUGUGUCUCCGCAGUGACGUGGGCGGGCCAAGGGCUCGGUGACGUCAGAGGGCUGUGUGUAGCGAUGUGUGUGGGGCUGGGAGCGGCGCCGGCACAGCCGAAGGGAGCGGGCGAGCGGCGGCGGCGACGGCGGGCACAGAUUCAUUAAAAGAAGGAUGAACCAUAAUCCUUGAAGAUAACUCAGCAACUUUUCCUUAAGUAUAAUUUUUGAUAAUAAAAGUCCAAGUGGAGUCAGAGGUGCUUCUUACCGGUGUGGAGAUUUGGGCACCAAGACCAACAGACCACUUUUAGAAGACAUAUCCCUCCCCCACCCCUUCGUAACUGUCUUUGGUGGUAGAAAUUUAAUUUGGCUGCAUCUUUUUGACUUGUGUUUGAAUCUAGGUUUUAUGGCACAGUAAUGGCAUGAACUUUACACAUGCUUUAUUUUAAGAAGUCUAAACCACCAUACAAAAACGUUACAUAGAACUUGGACACGUUGAAUUGAGAACUUAACAGCUUUAUUUUACAUACACCUGAAGAACUCAAGAAAUAAAAGCUUCCUUAGAAGCGUGCCUCUUAAGAUUAUAUUCUUAGUUAUUAGAAGCAAAACAAGAAAUUUUAUCGCAUUUGCAGAAAAUUAUACUAGGAUAUAAGCGCCAAAAUAAAGUUGCAAAAUCUGUUGAGUAAGAUUUCUCUUUGGAGAUUAAAAUUUUCUAUGUGUAACUUAGAAGUAUAGUAAACAUUCUUCAAAGAAGCAACUAAAUAAAAAUGCAAAUAUCAUACAUAAUUGUUUAAGUAGUGUAGCAAUGGAAAACCUUCAGACAAAUCUCUCCUUGGCUCAGGGCUCCAAUAAAAAACUGAAUGUGAUGGGAGAUGAUGGCAGCCCACCAGUGAAAAAAAAGAUGACAGAUAUUCAUGCACACGGAAAAACCGUUAAUAAGGUGCCGACUGUAAAGAAGGAACAUUUGGAUGAUUAUGGAGAAGCACUGAUGGAAACUGAUGGAGAACAUGUCAAAGGAACAUGUACUUCCCUGCCUGAACCUUUAAAUUUAAAUCCCAGUUUGAAACACACGUUGGCACAAUUCCAUUUAAGUAGUCAGAGCUCUUUGGGUGGACCAGCAGCAUUUUCCGCACGAUAUUCCCAGGAAAGCAUGUCACCCACUGUGUUUCUGCCUCUUCCAUCUCCUCAGGUUCUUCCUGGCCCACUGCUCAUCCCUUCAGAUAGCUCCACAGAGCUCACCCAGACUGUUUUGGAAGGGGAGGCUGUUUCUUGUUUUCAAGUUGGAGGAGAAAAGAGACUGUGUUUGCCCCAAGUCUUAAAUUCUGUUCUCCGAGAAUUUUCACUUCAGCAGAUAAACACAGUGUGUGAUGAAUUAUAUAUAUAUUGUUCAAGGUGUACCUCAGACCAGCUUCAUAUCUUGAAGGUCCUGGGAAUACUUCCAUUCAAUGCUCCAUCCUGUGGGUUGAUCACAUUAACUGACGCACAAAGACUGUGUAAUGCUUUAUUGCGGCCACGAACUUUUCUGCAAAAUGGUAGCAUACUUCCUGCUAAAAACUCUUUGGCCCAGUUAAAGGAAACUGGCAGUGCCUUUGAAGUGGAACAUGAAUGCUUGGGCAAAUGUCAGGGUCUGUUUGCACCUCAGUUUUAUGUGCAGCCUGAUGCUCCAUGUAUUCAGUGUUUGGAGUGCUGUGGAAUGUUUGCACCCCAGACGUUUGUGAUGCAUUCUCACAGAUCACCCGACAAAAGAACUUGCCACUGGGGCUUUGAAUCAGCCAAAUGGCAUUGUUAUCUUCAUGUGAACCAAAAAUACUUAGGGACACCUGAAGAAAAGAAAUUGAAGAUAAUUCUAGAGGAAAUGAAGGAAAAGUUUAACAUGAGAAAUGGAAAGAGAACUCAAUCCAAGACUGAUCCACCGUCAGGACUGGAAUUGCAGUCAUGGUACCCUGUUAUAAAGCAGGAAGGUGAACAUGUUGCUCAAACACAUUCGUUUUUACACCCCAGCUAUUACUUAUACAUGUGUGAUAAAGUGGUUGCCCCAAAUGUGUCACUCACUUCUGCUGUAUCCCAGUCAAAAGAGAUCACAAAGACAGAGGCAAGUAAGUCAGCAUCAAGACACUCAGAGAAGCCUCAGAGUAGUAGUAAACAUCAAAAAACAGUGUCUUAUCCAGAUGUCUCACUUGAAGAACAAGAGAAAAUGGAUUUAAAAACAAGUAGAGUAUUAUAUAGCCGUUUAGAUCCGUCAUUCUCAAGUAAUUCUACAAGUAAAAAGAAAUCGGAUUCUACUGCCUGUGAUUCAGUAAGAGACACAAACAAGCAUGCUGCUGCCCCUUCGUCUCCACUUCUUGUCAAGGAUGUUGUUUGUGAGGAUGACAAGGGAAAGAUCAUGGAAGAAGUAAUGAGAACUUACAUAAAACAGCAGGAAAAGCUGAACUCAAUUUUGCAGAAGAAACAACAACUACAGAUGGAAGUGGAAAUGUUGAGUAGUUCAAAAGCUAUGAAGGAACUCACUGAAGAGCAACAGAAUUUACAGAAGGAGCUUGAAUCUUUGCAGAAUGAACAUGCUCAAAGAAUGGAAGAAUUCUAUAUUGAACAGAAAGACUUAGAGAAAAAAUUGGAGCAGGUAAUGAAGCAAAAGUGUACCUGUGACUCAAAUUUAGAAAGAGACAAAGAAGCGGAAUAUACUGCACAGUUGGCAGAACUGAGACAGAGAUUGGACCAUGCUGAGGCGGAUAGACAAGAACUCCAAGACGAACUGAGACAGGAACGAGAGGCAAGACAGAAGUUAGAGAUGAUGAUAAAAGAGCUAAAGCUGCAAAUUUUGAAAUCAUCAAAGACUACUAAAGAAUAGACACUGUUAAAAGAGAUUCAUCUGAGUAUUACAGGGUUCUUCUGUUUGUUGCUUGCUUUGGUAAUUGAAUCCUGAAUAUCUUACUUGCAUGAAGAUAACUACAUAUUCUAUCUGUUUGUAGAUCAGAGAAAGUGAAGAGAUUAUAUAUUAGUACAUAAAUUUUUACAUUUUCCAAAUGAAUGAAACGUAUGUUUCUGUGUACGUUUUCCCCUCAGUCAGCUUGGUAACAGUAAUAUAUGGUUUCAAUUAGUAGAUAAUUACCUAUAUUUCUAAUGCCAAUUUAAUAAUUGUAUACCUUUUAAAAGUGCAUUAUGUGAUAGAUAAUAGCUGUGGUCACUUUUGUUAUCUAUAUUUCAUAUUCAAUUUUAGAUACAAUGGUGGCAUCAUAAUUCAAAUACAUAGUACAAUGCUACCCAAGGAGUUAAAUCUUCAUUUUUCUCAACAGUCUACUUAUCAAUUAAUAUAGUAUAUUUAUUAUUAUACAGAAAGUUUGCUUUUAAUUUGUCCAAAUGGUAUAAUAAAUUCCCACCAGCUUUUUCCUUUUAGUGUCUCUUAAGAGAGAUUUUGUUAAUGAAGCUAUAGCAUACCCAUGGACACAAAGAGGAAGUAUGACAUGCUUUGUUUGUUGCUGCUAGACAUGAAAAGCAGUUGUAAUUUGUCUUUUAUUUUAAAUGUGAUUGUAUUUAGAAUAUUUUGCAGUGAAUUGAGAAAAUUAAUUUCUGAACCUUUGUUAGUGGUAUUAAUAGUGGUGUGAAAAUAUUAAUGAAAAUAUUAAGAAAAACUGAUUCCAUUGAUGUACAUUACUUUCCAUAUGAUUCAUAAUCUUCCUGUAUAGUUUUUAUAUGUAGUUAUGGGUCUUAAUGAAAUUUAUAUAAUGAAUUUGUUUUCCUUUAAAUUAUAAAAUAUUAAACAGCUGAAAAGGUUAUUUUGGACUUUUGUAUGUUAUCGUACCAAAUUUGCACAAAUGGACCAUUUUCAAUUACACUUUAAUGCCAAAAUCAGGAAUUUACAAUCAAUAGAUGCAGUUUGAUAGAUUAAUACAAGGCAGUUUAAUUAUUUGCUUCUCAACGUUUGUAGAUCAUUUUUAGAUGGCAGAAUUUCACAGUUUGGGAAAGGGCAUCAUCUGUACUUUUUUUUUUGCACAGAAAAGUCGUUUUAAAUAGAAAAUUUCACGUUAGUUAAUUCUUAGCUUAAAAGUUAUUAGGUAAAAUUCCCAGUAUGUGUUUUUUUAAAGGAAGUUUCCUGAAACCACCAUUAAUACUAUCCUAUGAAUUUUGUUCUUUAGGUUCUUUCACUAGGUACUAAUGAAAUUCCUUAAGCUAUUUUAUUUUUUAAAAAUUUAUUAGUUUUACACUGUUUUGCAGCACAGAAGAUAGAUACUUUAAUGAUAUAAAUAGAACUUCAAAGCUCUCUUAGGUUAUUGUGUGAUUAUUUUCAUAUUUUGUUUAAUGGUACUGACAUAUUUAAAAAGAAUUUCCCAAAAUGCAAUUUCUUUAAAUAUAGUGUAAUCUAAUGUGUAUUUUGCAUUUAAACCUUAUUAACGCUAACCUAAUUUGUUGAUUCUUGGAGUCUCUUGAAGAAUGAACAAAUGUUAAAACAAUGCGCUAAAGUAAAUGUUUAAAAUGCCAUAUUCUCCCACUGCCAUUUAUUUAGAUUGGGAUGAAGAAAAAUCACAGAUUUUUAUGGUAUAGUUUUAUUUUGGUUGUAAGGUAAUUAUGUUACAAAUCAACUUUUUGGGGAGACAAACUCAAUCACCUAUAAUUUCUUUUAUUUUUCUAAUUUCUGCUGGUUUUAUCUAGUAUGGUAGGCUUACCUGGGUUUCAACUGAAAAUGUCUGAAAUAAAUUGUUUAUCUUUAAAAUACUGUAUUUUAGAAUUCUUAACUGUUUCUUAACCACCGUUAAAUUCUUUAUAAACACUUGAUUUAGAAUUGAGUAAUUUUGUUUUCUAAUCCUUAGUGAAAACUUGCCAUAUGACAUUGUGAUAGUCUUCAUUUUACAGAAGAUACAUUGACGUGCCAUAGGUUUCUAAUUUUCUCAAAAAUAGUUUUUAGUCAGUUGUAAAUAUUACUGUUAAAAGUAACUGAAUUAAAUUGCACCGCAUAGCUUGAAAACUAUACUAGAGAGAUUUUGUAAUGCUUAUAAAGUGACCUCUCCUAAAAAUCUUACCCAUGGGGCUGGGGAUUUAGCUCAGCGGCAUAAGCGCCUGCCUUGCAAGCAGGCAGUCGUGGAUUUGAUCCCCGGUACUGAUAAAAAGGAAAAAGACCAAAAAAAAAAAAAAUCUUACCCAUGUAGAACUUAUUCUUCUGUUCCUUGCAUGCUCGAUUUAUGUGCUGGUGGCUAAUUUAAAGUUUGUUUUGGUGCCAAGUUCACUAGAUUUUUCCUCAGAUUUUAUAAUAAUUCUUUUUAGGAAAAAUAAAAACAUUUGCUCUAAAAAGCUGCACUAAAGGGGCAGCGUAUAAAAGUUAUGCUAGAGCAUCUUUAAAAAAAAGAAAGAACUUUAGCUUACAAGUGAUGAGUGGGUGGUCAUAGUUUCAAUAGUUUAAACCUUACGAGAAAAAUAAACCAGAUCUUUAAAGGUAGUAAAUAUAAAAUCUGCUGUCAGUGAGGAAAGUCUUAACUACACAAAUUUUACAAACGCAACCUUUAAUGCUAUAGGAUUUUGCCAACAACCUAAGUUUGGCUUGUACUUUAAUUUUGUAAAAUGUGUUCUUUUGCUUGCAUUUCUGAGUCUGGGAGAAUUAGGAUGUUUUAUGCUUCUUGAAUGAAUUUUAUAACAUAUUUAAUAUAUUGCCAGUUUAGAUAUAAAAUCAUUUGUAAAUAUUGAAUUAUAAAACAGUUGUUAAAGUAGGUGAAAUAAACCAAGUGCUAUAUUUGCAGGUUGCCCAUAUCUUUUAGAAGUCACAACAGAACAGCCAGUUUUUUUGCACAUCUGUGGUCUGUUUCAAGGAAAAUAAAGUGAAAAGGAAACUGUAAUGUAAAACAUGCCUAUGAUAUUUCCCUAGAAUUAAUUGCAGAGUUAGCACUGAAGGUUUUUAAUCAGCUUCUUAAGUUUUCUUCUCAAUAAGACAUGUUUUGAUUAUUUAGGAAAGAGUACUCAUUUUUUAUUUGCUCAUUAUGCAUUUAAUCCACAUAACAUUGAAAAUUAAUAUAACAAAAAUUGUGCUUAUACUGUACAUCUGUUCCUGUGCGUGGAACUACUUGUUAAUAGUUUUUAUUGAUGCUGGCAGCAAUAAAGGACAUAUGUAUUAUAUGUUGUGAAAUUAAAUAAGCAGUUUAAAAAUGUUUUCUAGUAUAGGAUAUUAAGCAUUUCCACUGUUGGGAGAAAAGCAUAUGGUUAUUUUAUAUUGCAUCUUAUCUAAAGGACAGUUUUUUUUAAUGUCUGCAUUUAAAUAGCUUCUAAACUAUAUAAUGCAAUUUGGAGCCUGUUUAGAAAUAGACUUAAAUGUCUUAUGUAGUGCUACUGUUUUUUAAUUAGGAGGUGAUCAAUUGUAAUAACAAAUUUAAAAAUUAAGCCCAGAAAAGAAAUUAGUGUUUAAAGUUAGUUUAAUGUAACAAAAAUUUAUAAGAUUUUUUUUUCUCCAAUAGAUACCUCACUUGAAAAUAAAGCACAGCAUACUUAAAGUAGUUCUAGUAGAAACAUCCUAUUAAAACAAUUGUGAAAUCUAGGACAUCUUUUGGGAAAUUCAAGUUUGUGAGAAGUAAAAUGUACUUAGCUUUUAACUAUUCUGUUAAAAGUACUUGUUUAUCCUAAUAAUUUUAAGCCAACAUAGCAGUCUUAAAAGUUUAUUUCUGAAUUUCUAACCUGGGAAGACAGUAAUUGAAUUAACUUGUUUGGUAACUGUUGAAACAAAGUGAUUAUAUUGACCAUAAUUUGAUUUGUAAUUUUGCCAAUGAUGUACAGUUUUAUGAUUAAAAUUGCUGUGGUUGGUUGCAUUACAUGACAUACAAAACUGUCCUACCUCACGUGAAAUAAAUAUUUUAUAUGGUUUUACUAAAAAAUAAGACUCAUCUAUCUGGUCACUUAGUUUACAAAUUUGAAUUAUAUUUAUUGAAACAUGACAUACUGUGCUCUUAGCUUAUACCUCAAUUGUAUUUUGUGCUGUUUUCCAUUUUCAUGCCUUGUAAAUAACUUGUAUAGAUUGUGGAUCAAAUUCCAAAUAAAACUUUUAAUGCCAAUGAGA
Molecule: messenger RNA, 7010 nt
Organism: Cavia porcellus (domestic guinea pig)
Lineage: Eukaryota; Metazoa; Chordata; Mammalia; Rodentia; Caviidae
Gene: Skil
Product: SKI like proto-oncogene
Exons: 7
Coding region: 786-2828 (680 amino acids)
Biological process (GO): negative regulation of BMP signaling pathway; negative regulation of transcription by RNA polymerase II
Cellular component (GO): nucleus
Molecular function (GO): DNA-binding transcription factor activity, RNA polymerase II-specific; SMAD binding; RNA polymerase II cis-regulatory region sequence-specific DNA binding
Source: RefSeq, a predicted model, not a curated record